AGGUUUGUUUUUCUAUAUCCGAGCUGUCAUCAGUCACUUAGAAAUCAGAACGUAUUUGGAAUAUUUUGUGUAGUACUGUUGUUAAGACACAAAUUUUGGUAUAAUAUGCCAUAUAUUACCUUUACGAAUCUAACUUAUUAAUACAAGUCUACUGCAGCGACUGAUGGCACCAGGCAUUGGAGGUAAUGGUAGCGGAGGUGGUGGAGGGCGCCAGACAGGGACAGUACCCAAGACAAAGUCACACAACGAGUCCACGCGCGAGUACAAUGGUGCUUCUAGACGUGACUACCAACACUUCAACCACAUGCCUAAUAAUCUGAGCUCCCUGGACUGGCAGCCUGUUAAUGACUCCCUGCCUCACACACGUACGCGGAAGGAAUCCAACACAUCUGCUUCACGAUACUCUGAGUUUGAUGCAGAAGAGAACACGGUGUCACAGGACAAUCUGUGGUUCAACUCGGCUCAGCGCAGCCAGGCUUACAACAGUGACGAUGACGAGGUCUCCCAGGCCAGCUGGGCCGAGAACAGGUACAAAAGUAACAACCUAGGACUGCCCGACAAGUCUCAAGUAGCCACCAGACUGCACCAGAUCCGGGACUACGUGAGCCAGACCAUGAGCAUGAUGGACAGUCUGAGGGCAACCGGCGGGCAGCGUAACAUGGCCCAACACAAUAAGUUGGCCAACAUGCUGGAAGGGUUGCGAGACAGCGAGUUGAAGCUCCAGACCCUGUACGAGAGACUACAACGCAUCCCCCCUCCCCCCAACACUGAGGGAGAUCCGGAAAGUUUUUCAGCUCACCAGAUGUUGGAAUCACCUCGAGAAAGGGCUAAUAAACCUGGCCAGUCAACAUCAAAACCAUCGGAGACAGCAAGGCGGAAUGAGCUGAAAAAGCAAGUUCAGGUGUCUCAGCUAAAGCUGCAGGAGCUCCAGGAGCAGCAAGCAACGCUGAAGGCUCUGAGACAAAAGGCUCAGGAACAGCUUAACGAGGCAAGGGCGGCUCAGGGAGUUCUGAUGUCAGCUCACGGCAUCAAUCCAGACAAUAACAUUCAAGAAAGGCUACAAAACCUUCAUCGGUUCUUUGAUGCUAGGCAUCAGCUGGUCCAGGUAGUACAGGGGCUAGACGAGGAGGAGUUGGAGACCUGUGAGAUGCAGAACAAGUUGGAUGAGCUACAAGCCAAAAAACAGCACAUGGACCAGUUGCUUGCUCAGUUCUCUAAUAACGUUUCAGAAGAUCUGUCAGCGGAGGAGUGUGAGAGAGAUGUUGAGAACAAGAUGGCGGAACUGAAUGCAAUGAGAGACACCUUGGCUAUCCUGCAGAGUAACAUUUCAGCUCAGCUUCAGCCUCAGGCUUCUCAGGAGCGAAGUGUGAAGAAAGAGCCUCAGUCUCGCGCGUCUGUGGAGAAGUCCAACACGACUACUGGGCAGACUCUGAUGGCUAAGACUCAGCAGCUCCACGAGGCCAAGGCCAAGCUGCAACAGCUGCAGAAUCUGCUGCGGACUGUGGAGGAGCUGCGGGAGUCAGGCCAGCCAGUACCAGACUCUAUCCUGCAGCUGAUGGGCAACUCCCAUCUGAGUGACCAUAGUUCUAGCCCUACACAUCCUGACAGGUCGGACAUGUCAUCACAAGAACUGAAUGUCACUCAGCCAGUGGGUGAGCGGCUGGUGAACGCAUGUGAGCGCAGUGAACUAUACUCUGAACGUGGCUGUCGCUCGCUCAACUCUUGUGAGCGUGAGAGAGUCAACCAUCAGCUGCCAGCCAAUGCUGCCAAACACAAUAACCAAGAGGACAAGCUGGGAACAAAGAUGCAGCUAGAGGAACUCUUGCGAAAUCAAGACCUGAACAUCUCACAACCCCUCCAGAGCUCCAGUUUCCAAGAGAACAGCACCACCACAGGCACUUGGGGCAGUUCUACACAAGGCACCAGCACCAUGGAUGACAACUUCAAUCUGGAAUUUGCAGGGGACCUGAACGAGUCAGCCAGCAUUAAGAAUGCCACCGGAGCUGUCCAGCCUCACAAUGUUUGGAGGAAACCUUCCACAGGGAGUGGAACAUCACGACUCAGUUGGACAUCACCAUACGUACCGCAGGACGUGAGGAGGCAACAGCACUCGGACACAGGAGCUCGGCCACGCACCUCACCACCACCUCCUCACUCCCCACCUACAACUCGGCCACACCCAUCGGCAGACACAACCCUUCAGCCUGACAGCCAUUGGGUUGUUCAGCAGAUCAGUCAGUUGCAGAACCAGCUGCAGCAGAUGACAGGGCUUUACAAGAACUUUGUGGAGAAGCAGCACAACUGCCCUCCCCCCUGGAUGGGUCCCUCCAACAUGCCAACUGCUCUAGGUCCGUAUUGCCAGUAUAUAGCAUCAGCCACUCAGUGGCAGCAACAGCAGUUGCUCGUCCACUCUCUCAACCAGUGUUGCCAACUGAUCUGGCACCAACAGCGUGAAUUAGCAGCUCUGAAAGAGGCUCUCAGAUUGUUACAGCAACCUCAACAAGAAGGUCACUUCCCAACUCAGACAGACGACCCGAGUUCCCCCCACUCCAAUCUACGAUCAACGCAGCAGCAGUCUCGUCACGUUGCACUCAAGCCCUCCCUGAGCGCUGGGCCGUCACUCGCUCCCCCUACCGUUGUCUCGAGCGCUCAUUCCCUCCCCAACCUGGCCUCCCCCCAGACCACCCCUACUUCACCUACGCCUCUCAACAACCGCAACCUCCUCUCGUCCCCCACCGCCACUGUCCUGUCCCUCCCUACUACCCUCAACAAUGCUCCUGUCCCGGCUCCCACCCAUAACCCUAAUCUUUUUUUCAACCACAGUUCCCAAUUCACAGACCCGAAUUUCAUAAAUCUAUAUCCGCCUUACGGAAACAAUCUCAAUUUUGAGUUUCCCUCCCCAGUUAACUUCUUUCCCAAUCCUCCAGAACCGUUUCUGACAUGGGCCUCCUCGCAACCCCAGCCUACCACCACGCUCAAUAACCAGGUCCCUCCUGGCAAUAGGGCAAACAACUAUUGGGACAAUUUCCGAAGCUAUUCUAGACAGAACCUGCUGAGCAACAGCGGUAAGAGCAACGAUGGACUGCCACAGCCUCAGGCGCAACGGACACCCUUGGAGAGGUUCCUGAACACGGACACCCACCAGCCUCCUGUCAGAAGCCGAAAGGAACGACUCAACGCCCAGAACCGACAGACUGACAACCUCUUGCUGUCGGGAGCUCCACUGCUGCCCCCUCCGGAGACUGUGGGGGAUGAGGGUGACCUGGGUGAGGCUAGUGGCUAUCAUCCCCACUUCCCCUUCCAGCACAACCUGUGUGCGGAGCCCACUCCCUCACUUGGUGAAAGCAAGACGCAAGUAAGGCAUCAGGUGUACUCACCUCACAGUUUCCAGCACAACGUGUGUAACGAGACAGAGUCACAGUCAUCACGGCUGGUGAACCACUGCGAGGCUCCCCGUGGAGCCAACAAGAGGUGUCCUGUGGAAGGAGACAGGAAGGCGGCAGUGAACAAGCGGAACUACAUCGAGGUGACCCCGAGAGAAGCUAAGAUCAGCCAACUGAACAACUAUCACACAGAGAGUAACUGCGAGGCCAACGCGGAGGCGGAACGACCUAUCAACCUGGAGUGUAGCCCGCACGCACGGCGUAACCCACGCAACGUCAACUGCGAGGGCAACGAUGGGCACUGUCUUAUGGCCUGUGACAAGGGAGUACGCAGGAAAGACAACAAGGGGAACGUCGCUAAGGAGUGCAAGACUGAAGUCAAUGGUGGCGGAGACUCGCUGGAGGAGUGUGUGUACUCGGAGGUGGCUGCGUUGAUCUCUGUCAACGAGUGGCGGCCACAGUUUCUGUUGCAGUUGUUCAAGGACCUGCGGCUGCUCAGUUCCUGUACUGACCCCAACAUGCAAGCGGCUCUGUCCUCGAUACACACAUUGGCAGCCAGAACUUCUCAGGAAGAGCGAGGAGGUAUGAACGAUGAGGCUGUUAACAAUCAGAUGGGACUGACGGAGUGUCUGCUGGACAAUCCUGGACAACAACCUCGCAACUGGAGUCACAAGGAGGCACCGCCACAGCUACCCACGAACUGUGCCAAACUGGACUGGGAAGUGCGCAGUAUCCUGGUGGAAAUGCUGCCAUUCAUAAAGUCCCAGCUAUCAGAGGUGUGCGGUCCUGCCUUACUUGAGGCCAUUCGCAAGCUGAUCCUGCACCUGGUACCCUCUCAGUCCACCCAGGAGCAGUUAGAUGCACAGUUGGAGGAUGCCCUGCACAAGUUCCAUGGCUGCAGACUGGGGGAUGUGUACGAGGAGCUGCUCACUGUAGUUGCAGAUGUCCUGAUCAGUGAAUUGACUUUCCUGCGCCUUGUGAACACAGUGCAUCAUGCUUCAGAUCAACCGAAUGGAGAGGAAGCUGUAGAAGAGGAGGAGGAAGAGGGAGCAGUGGGGGGAGAGGUGGGAGAUCCCUUACCUCCAGCUUUACUGAUAAUGCAUCCGGCCAACCAACCUCGAAGAGCUAAGAGCGAGACAGUCUCAGAAGCCGAUCUGGCUGAAGCUGACCAAUCACGGCACACGGGCAGUGUGGGUGAAGAGGAGAGAGGGGACACAGCCGAGGGCACUGACCAACUGGAGGAAGAAGAAGCCAGUGGACGAGACCUGGGUAUGGGCAACUGUAAUGGAAACAUUGCGACUGAAUCUAAGACUGAGGCCAGUUGGGCAGUGGAACAAGACAGAGAGUUGGGGCUGGACCAGGUGCCAACGAGACUACACGACCCAACCUGUCCGGAGACUGAGCAGGACCACUCCAACCCUGAUCCUAGUCCAAUAUGAUGGUUCCGUCUUCUGCAUCUCAGGGUGUGCUCCUUGCUCUAACCUGACGACCGGCUGCAAUAUAUUAUUUUUGUUAUUUUAGUGAUUGUUUAUUUUCCAUAUAGUAUAAUGUGCCUUUAUACUGUUAAAUUAUUAGUAGUAACUAACUUGCCCCCUCGCUAUGUAUUUUCUCCUCUUAUCUGCUAAACCGGUAUAUUUAGUAAAAAAGACAAACUAUUAAAAAAUUAUUAACUGGUAGCUGUCUACUCAGUUCAUUGUUAAUAGAUACUUAUUUUGUUAUUUAUUUAUUUAAACUUGUAUAUGUACAAUCUGGCCUACAAUCUUACUUGUCUCAUAUAAUGAUGUGUAAUAAAUGGAUAUUCUCUUUU
Messenger RNA from Homalodisca vitripennis (glassy-winged sharpshooter), 5190 nucleotides. RefSeq lists its product as uncharacterized. Lineage: Eukaryota; Metazoa; Arthropoda; Insecta; Hemiptera; Cicadellidae. Gene Ontology annotation, biological process: intraciliary transport involved in cilium assembly; centrosome cycle; microtubule anchoring at centrosome. Gene Ontology annotation, cellular component: ciliary basal body; centriolar satellite; centrosome. The transcript has 34 exons. The record is from RefSeq and is a predicted model, not a curated record. Bases 164 to 4822 code for a protein of 1552 amino acids.